Molecule: messenger RNA, 3223 nt
Organism: Trichoplusia ni (cabbage looper)
Lineage: Eukaryota; Metazoa; Arthropoda; Insecta; Lepidoptera; Noctuidae
Product: zinc finger protein 260-like
Exons: 12
Coding region: 111-2093 (660 amino acids)
Biological process (GO): regulation of transcription by RNA polymerase II
Cellular component (GO): nucleus
Molecular function (GO): zinc ion binding; RNA polymerase II transcription regulatory region sequence-specific DNA binding; DNA-binding transcription factor activity, RNA polymerase II-specific
Source: RefSeq, a predicted model, not a curated record
AGCUACACUGUACGAUACUGAUGCCGCGUUAUUAAUUAUUAUUUACAUAAAUUUUAGUGUUAAAGCCUUCAUAAAUUGUGUGUUUUAGUGUUUAAUAUAUUAGUGUUAAAAUGUCGGACCUCAAAAUAUGUAGAAUAUGUCUCUCUACUGACGUGAAAAUGUAUGGAUUAGACAAGUUUCAAUUGAGAACUUAUUACGAACAGAUUAUGGCUACAAAAGUUAAUGUAAAAUCAGGACUCCCAAAGUACUUUUGCUAUCAAUGUGCGGCAUUACUACAUAAAUAUCACAAGUUUAAAGAGAAAUGCUACAUUGGACAGAAGGUGCUCAAAGAAAUACUAUGGAAGGGUCCUAUAACGAAAAGAGCAGUCCGCAAUUUAGACCGCAAAACACAAAACCUCCUUACACCAAUAGGAAUAAUAACUGUUAGUAAGAGAGUUAAGACCACUUUAAUAAGAAAUUCGGAUAAAUUAAAAAUACAGGAGAGAGAACCUAUAGAAAUAGACGUUGGAUCUCUAAGCGAUGACGGAACCUUCGAAAACGCCGUCGACGACAGCAAAGAACGUUUAGAAGAAGUAGAAAUAGAAAAAAUAGACAUAAAAGAACAGAAAGAAAAAGUAGAAAAGUUAGAAACCGAUGCAAUUGAAGUCAUUGAAGCAAAAACACAGCCGACAGAAAAGAUAUUAGAAAUAGAAAAAGUAUUUACAGACGACGAAAUACAGAGCGACGAUGAAAAGGUGUUCGUUGAUGAUAUAAAGAUAAUGACUGAUGAUGAUGAGGAAUAUGAACCAGAACCGGAACCGGAACCAAGGAAUACGAGGAAAAGAAAAACAAGGAGCAGUGGUAACAGCAAAAAGAAGAAAGCUAAAGAAACAAUUCCUAAGGAAAAGAAGUUCGCGGUUAAAACUACGAAGAAGACAGAAAUGGAUCCGAAUAACUGGCUGAAGAUUAAUCUGACAGAAGAAGAAGCAGAUGCGGAGUUUAAGGCCAGAGGGCAGCACAAGAGAUAUUUGAAUGCGCAGUUUAAAUGUACGCAGUGUCUUAAAGGAUUCUCCAAAGAAGAUAUGCUGAAGAGACAUGAUAAGUUGAGGCACUGUGAGUCCAACGGGCCUAUAGAGUGUCGCUUCUGCCACAUGCGGUUCAAAUGGAAGUGCUUCCUCAACAAGCACAUGAGACAACACUACACCAAGUACAAAUGUCUCCGCUGCGAUCUCGUCUGUCCUCUCGAAACUACGGCUCUAUUUCACGAAGAAUAUCACAACGGUGUUACGCGAAAAUGUGAUCAUUGUGGCGAAGAAUUCAAACACCUGACAACAUACUACACCCACUUGCGCACUCACCGCAGUGAGCAUGUGUGCACGCUCUGCGGCGCCAGCUUCGUCAGUGUGACCGGACUCGGCAUACAUAAGAAGAUCAAGCAUGUUAACGCUGAAACUGAGCUGCCUCAAGGUGAAGAACAGCACUGCCAACGAUGCGACAUCAAGUUCGAGACAAGGAAAGCGUAUGAGGAACAUCUCAUACAUUCAGCCAUGCAUGUGGAUGGAAUCGAAGACUUAGAAAUAAAUGCACCUAUGCCUUCUAACCCCAGGAAACGGCGGCAAAACUUCAAAAGGACAACCAAAAUACCGACUGACUGUCAUAUUUGCGGCAAACACUUCGCGACGCAGGCGGCAUGUCGCAAGCACCACCUGGCGGAACAUCCGCGCACUUCGUUCUUCGCGCCCAACGAGAGACACAUCUGCGAGAUAUGUGGCAUGUCGCUAGCUCCCGGCAGUGUGUCCAGCCACCUGAAUACUCACACCCGAGAAAAGCUUUACACUUGCAACACAUGUGGGCGACAGUUUAGCAGCAAAGGCGGUAUGACUACACAUCAGCUGACACAUACAAGUGAGAAGCCAGUGGCGUGCACGCUUUGCGACAAGCGCUUCAAACAAGUCAGCAGCAUGAGACUACAUUACCGAACCUUCCAUUUAAAAGAACCUUAUCCUAAAAGAAAUCGAAAGAAGAAAACCGAUGACAUGUCAAAGGAUGAGUAUGGUCACGAGGACUCCGAUGACAAUAUGACACUUGAUAACUUCUAUGCGCGAAAAUAUUAAUCUCUAACAAAAAAUACGAAGACAGAACUUGCUUAAAGUCGAUAGAAGAAAUGACGUCAUCCCUACGUUACAAACAGCAACGUCCUUCUUACGUCAACAAAAUGGCGGCCAGGGGGCGUACCGCCAAAUAAUCUUAGUCAUAUUAUUGCGGGCGGAAGAGAGAUGGCGCUCUACACCGUGUAUUGCGCUGUCACGCUUUCACAACCAUAAUAAUGUUACUUUAAGACGUGGUGGAAGACUUUUGGGCUUUUAGCAAUGUAGGGGUAUUGUGUAUUAACACAGAAUCUUUAUAGGCAUAACAUAAAUAACAGUCUUACCGCAGUUAAAAUGUUAGCAUAAGUUGAAGUACAAUCUAUGAUUGAAUCGCCAGCGGUAAAACAUGACUGAAAAUUGCAAUACAAUAGCUAUCAUUUAGCAUUAUGUAGAUAAUAUUCCAUAACUUACACAACGCCAUCUAGAUUCAAAUUAAGCAAAGCCUGUAUUAUAACUACAAGGGUGCUGAGUGAAUUAAACCCACGAACUACCAUGUGGCAAUCGGGCCCACUAACUUCUAGACUAACAAGCCAGUCAAAAAUGGCAUAUUUUUACCGUCGGCGCCUGUUAAACGAAUGUUAUAGAAUAUAUACAAAAUAAAAAUGAUCUGCUGAAAUUAAAUGGCGAAUUCUGUAAAUAAAUUUGUAAAUAUAAAUAAUUUAUACCGUUUAGUUUUUAGCUUAAAUUUAAAACAUGAAUAAUAUACAACUUUUCAAACUAUAGAUCAUUUUGACAACGUUUGUUGCCAUGGAUACAAAUUAUUAGACUAAUUUUCCAAGAUUAAAAAAGAAUGUUUAGAACAAACGAGUAGUUGUGACACCACGCCAAACCCAAUGCGCGACGUGCGACGGGUUCGAUCUCCGCGUAGGGCAGGCACUUGUGUGAUCCACGAACAUCCAGAUGUUCGUGGAUCACACAAGUGCCUGCCCGUAUGUACACAGACAGACCCAGGUCUGUCUGUGUGAAUAUCUGUAAAAUUUAUUUCAAUAGACGGGAGUCGUUUUUUUUUAAAUGGACAGCUUUCGCAAGUUAAAUAAUAAUGCUCCCUAUACUCAAUAUAGAAGCUAAAACUUUAAAUAAAAUUAUGUUUUUUCUUU